This is a messenger RNA of Ctenocephalides felis (cat flea), 639 nucleotides long. RefSeq lists its product as uncharacterized. The record is from RefSeq and is a predicted model, not a curated record. NCBI's taxonomy places the organism in Eukaryota, Metazoa, Arthropoda, Insecta, Siphonaptera, Pulicidae. The coding region runs from base 1 to 639 and encodes 212 amino acids. Gene Ontology annotation, molecular function: DNA binding. The transcript is spliced from 2 exons.
AUGGGACAGUCUGAAGGCAAACAGGUUCAAGGGGCAGAAUGCAAAGAAAAAUGGCGCAAUAUCCGAAGCGUUUUUGGCCGGACCUUGAAAACUGAUAGACGUAAACCUUAUUACUUAAAUGCUUUCAUGCAAUUUCUUGUGCCCUUUAUAAAGGUGUAUGGAACUUCAAAUACUAAGGACCAUAACGCAUCACAAAAUGAGGCUUUAGAUUCAAUGCACGAUACCGCUGAUUGGGACUUUGAAAUAAAAGAACAAUGUAUGAAAUCAGAUCCGGAAGAUGAUAUAGAAGAGGUAGUGAUAGUGGUGGAAAAUAAAACAAAUUUGCAUCAUUCAUUUCAAAAUGACCAAAGAGACUUAUCGACACCAGCGCAGAAUAGAACAGAUUCGCCAUCAUCAUCGUUUUUAGAUCAUCUACCAUAUUUACCUGGUACUGAACCAAAUAAACCUAGUGUUGAAGGUGAUACUGAUGAUAGGCCAAGCAAUAGUAAAAUUAGGAAAAUUGAAGAUUUAGAAAAUAAUCCUAAAAAGAUGUUUUUACUAAGUUUGCUUCCAGAUCUUAAUUCAAUGACCGAUAGCCAAAUGAGGAAGUUCAAGUUUAAGGUUUUAGAAUUAGUUGAUAAUAUCUUGACCAACAAUUAG